CAUAGCUGCUGCCAGGCCCCUAAUCUGCCAUGGGCCCCUGUACCGCCUCCUCAUGCUGCUCAGGCCAGGUCCACAGUGUCUCAUGCCAUGUGCCACUUUCAGGUCUCCUCACACUGCUGGUGUGUUCCAUUUUUUGGGUCAUAGGGUGCUGGCAGAUUACGGGCCUCCCAUAGCUGCUGCCAGCCCCUAAUCUGCCAUGGGCCCCAGUCGCCUCCUCAUCAGGCUGCUGCCAGGUCCAGAGUCUCUCAUGGGUCCCUGUACGGCCUCCCAUUGCUGCUGUGUCUCCAUCGCCACACUCUGCCAUGUGCCACUUUCAGGUCUCCUCACACACUGUGUGUGUUGAAAUUUUUU
This is a messenger RNA of Staurois parvus, 351 nucleotides long. NCBI's taxonomy places the organism in Eukaryota, Metazoa, Chordata, Amphibia, Anura, Ranidae. The record is from the annotation of a GenBank genome assembly.